AGGCAAUUAAUUCCUCUUUUUCCUCCUAAAAGAAAACCCGAAUACCAAACCCGACCCGAAUAGACCAGUACGGAUUUUAUUCGGGUACAAUAAAACGCCCGCCUCCCAACAAUAUAUAAGUUCAUAGCACUGCAGCUAUUAAUUUACCUGUGUUAGUUUUUGCAGCUCAUUGAUUCCGAUUCAAAAUUUGAUUGUUGGUUCAUUUCGAAAAUUUCUAUUUAUUUUUGUCGCCUUCCUUAAUUUUUGGAAGUAGGCACGCGCGGAACAGUUGGUGGAUUCAAAUGUGUGCUGAGCUUCUGUUGCUAAGAUCUGCUGGCGGUGAGUUGUUCGAUCACGUGCUCCGCGUGUGGUUGGCGUGUGUUCUGUUUGGAUUUGGAAGUUUUUGUCUGCCUAUUAUUUGAAUUUCUGGAGUUGUUGUCGGUGGAUUUGUGUGUGGUUUGAACUGAAGUGGACUGAUCGAAGCAUUUUUUAAUGCCGGGGGAGGAAGGAGGUGUUAGCGAUUGUGUUUUUUUUGGCUUUGGAAUUGGAGCUGCGGUGAGCGUGUGAUUGAGGAUCUAGAAGCUCGACUAGAAAGAAAUUGUGUUGUCAUUUGCGGCUUGAGUUUUGAAAUGGUACCUGGUCCGACAAUCUGAUGAGGCCUACAAGUUUUGCGAUGCCUGGUUGUUGCAUUUGUUCGUUUUGAUUGUUGCACUUUGAAAUUUGAUUGAUAGGAGAUGAAUUGGAUGGUUGAAUGGCCUUAAAAAUGUAGGACUUGCAAAGGAAGUUGAUAAAUCAAUGAGUUGCAGUCUUUACUGUAACUGCGCAAAGCAGUUGUGUUUCUAUGGGGUAAAAGUGGUACCGAGAUGAUAUUGCAGUUGAAAAACUAUGGACAUGGAGGAUAUGCGAGAUGAUAAUCAACCUUUAGAGCAGAAUUCUCCAAGUGGUUCAUGGUGGCCUUCGGAUUUUGCUGAGAGUUUUGGAUCUAUAUCCUUGGAAUCUAGAAAUGAGAAUCUAAGGACCAAAGAAUACAAUAAUAAAGAGAAGUAUGACAGAUUAUCAUAUAAAAGAGCAUCACAAAUCCUGUGGAGCACAGGAGUGCUUUCUGAACCAAUUCCAAAUGGUUUCUACUCUGUUGUUCCAGAUAAAAAGCUCAAGGAACUAUAUGAAGAUAUACCUACAUUGGAGGAGCUUAAUGCUUUGGAGCAUGAGGGUUUGAGGGCUGAUGUUAUUCUUGUAGAUGCCGAGAAGGAUAAGAAGCUUUCUAUGCUAAAACAAUUGAUUGUAGCUCUGGUUAAGGGUCUUAACUCAAAUGCUGCAGCUGUAAUAAAGAAGAUUGCUGGAUUGGUAUCUGAUUUCUACAAGCGGCCAAAUUCAGAAAUAAGCCCUAAGAAAGCUGCUCAGGAAGAAUCCUCACAUCUAUCUGAAAGUCGAGGUGUGCAACUGCUGGGUCAAAUACGGCACGCUUCGUGCAGACCUCGAGCAAUAUUAUUCAAAGUUCUUGCCGAUGCUGUAGGACUGGAGAUGAGGCUGGUGGUGGGUUUACCUACGGAAGGAACUUCUGAGUGUGUGGACUCCCACAAACAUAUGUCUGUGUCAGUCGUAUUGAAUUCUGUAGAAUUGCUGGUUGAUUUGAUGCGGUUUCCUGGCCAACUGAUACCUCGGUCAACCAAGGCUAUCUUUAUGUCUCACAUAUCUGCUGCUGGGGAGAGCGAUUCUGCAGAAAAUGAUUCUUGUGAUUCACCAAUGGAACCAAACAGCCCCCUGUAUGGAGUUUCGGAGCGAAUUGAUCCUGAAAGUGCUGAGAAAGAUGACGGCUUGCUAUAUCAACGAAGACUGGAAGCUUAUUCAAAUGCAGCUGGACCUUCAUUAAGAAAUAUGAUGCUGCGGUCAAAUUCAGUUGAUAGAAAACUGAGCUUGUCGCGCAGUGAACCUAACAUAGCCGCUACAUUUUGGCGAAGGAGCAGGAGAAAGGUCAUUGCUGAACAAAGGACUGCAAGUUCAAGCCCAGAGCACCCUUCACUUCGUGCACGUGGUCGUUCCAUGCUUAGUGGAGAUAACAAAUCUUUCAGAGAGUAUUCUGUUGAUGAUGCUACAUCCAGGUCAGAGGGGGCAUCAUCAUCAGAAACACGUCGGCUAAGAAGAAGAAGCAUUAGCAUGACUCCAGAGAUUGGUGAUGACAUCGUAAGGGCUGUGAGAGCAAUGAAUGAAUCACUAAAGCAGAAUCGUCUUUUAAGAGAACAAGGCGAAAGUGGCUCAUCUAAUUCAGGUCAACCAGAAGACGUUAAUGAUACUCAACUUGAUGAUUGUACCAAACUGUCUGGUGACAAUUCAACUAUUUAUGCCCCUCAGAGGCAGCACAGUUCCCAGAAAGCAAUGUCAUUACCUUCAUCUCCACAUGAGUUUAGAAGUCAGACCCCAGAACACAGUGGGAUUCCCAGGGUAAAUGAGGAAAUGGUUUCAACAUGGAACAGAAUUCUGGACUCACCAAUGUUCCAGAAUAAACCUCUGCUGCCAUAUGAUGAGUGGAAUAUUGACUUUUCAGAGUUAACUGUUGGCACUCGCGUUGGGAUUGGGUUCUUUGGGGAAGUUUUUCGUGGAGUUUGGAAUGGAACUGAAGUUGCUAUCAAAGUGUUUUUAGAGCAAGAUCUCACUGCUGAAAACAUGGAGGAUUUUUGCAACGAGAUAUCCAUUCUCAGUCGCCUUCGGCACCCAAAUGUAAUCCUAUUUCUUGGUGCCUGCACGAGACCUCCACGGUUAUCAAUGGUUACUGAGUACAUGGAAAUGGGGUCAUUGUAUUAUUUGAUUCAUCUAAGUGGUCAGAAGAAGAAACUUAGCUGGCGGAGGAGAAUCAAGAUGCUACGCGACAUAUGCAGAGGGCUGAUGUGCUUACACCGCAUGAAGAUUAUCCACCGUGAUAUCAAAAGUGCAAAUUGCCUUGUGAACAAGCAUUGGACAGUUAAGAUCUGCGACUUUGGACUAUCAAGAAUCUAUAUUGAUGUACCUGUGAAGGACUCCUCAUCAGCCGGCACACCAGAAUGGAUGGCUCCUGAGCUCAUUCGAAACGAACCCUUCUCAGAGAAAUGUGACAUUUUUAGCCUCGGUGUUAUAAUGUGGGAGCUCUGCACUCUAAAUAAACCCUGGGAGGGGACUCCACCUGAGCGGGUUGUGUACACCGUUGCAAACAAGGGAGCUCGUUUGGAGAUACCCGAAGGGCCACUGGGCAGUUUGAUUGCAGAUUGUUGGGCGGAACCCCAUGAGCGACCGAGUUGCGAGGAAAUUCUCAACCGCUUACUCGAUUGCGAGUUAGCACUUUGCUAACUCAACGCGCUUCUUGUACAGAAAGAGAAACCUUCAUUACUGAGGUUUUCCAUAUUCGCCGGCUCAAAUUUUUUAACUUUGUUGUGAUUUUUUCAUGAGAAUGCCUUUGCGUUUCGCCUUGGGUUUUCUAAUGGAAACAUGAUCAUUGUGUCUACGCAAUCGAAUCAUGAAUUUUUCUACUCGCGUUGGCCCUAAUCCAAGCAGUCAGAUGCAGACACAAGAAUUGUCAAUUUUUCCACUCGCGUUGCCCCAAAAUCUGUUACUAUUAUUGAAGUGUUUAUUUCUACAAAAUUUUGGUAUAUCUUUAUUUUAAAUUCUAAGGACAAUAUAGUAAUUUAGUCUC
Salvia miltiorrhiza (redroot sage) is the source of this 3640-nucleotide messenger RNA. Its product is annotated as serine/threonine-protein kinase EDR1-like. Lineage: Eukaryota; Viridiplantae; Streptophyta; Magnoliopsida; Lamiales; Lamiaceae. The coding region runs from base 865 to 3297 and encodes 810 amino acids. The record is from RefSeq and is a predicted model, not a curated record. The transcript is spliced from 17 exons. Gene Ontology annotation, biological process: protein phosphorylation. Gene Ontology annotation, molecular function: ATP binding; protein kinase activity.